GAAGGAUUGGGCCUAAGUAGUCUGACACUAAGUAUAAUUACUCAUGAUUUAAGAUCAUUCAGUGUGAGCCUGAUUUCUCUGACCCCAUUGAACGCACUAAUUUCUGACCACCUCCCAAAUGAGAACCCGUCACGAGGUGAUUCUCAGCCUUGCGUCCUGGCUGACUAAGCCACCUCCAUGGUCCAGCUGAACCGCGGGCAUACGGCUAUUGAUCAUAACACUCUCCCUCUCGAAAGCUUUGACACUACUCUUUGAAAGGCUCCUAUCCCAUGUCCUCUCAUCCUGAUUAACAAGUCUUUCUAAAGAAAUGCAGUCUGAUCUUGAACUUGGGCAUAUCCAUGACCACGGCCGAGGUAGAAGCAGCACAGCCUCCUUGGUAAGCGGAAGCAUGGCUACCGAUUUCGAAAGGCCGGACUUGCUCGCAAAGAGUCCUAGGUAUUAUGAGAUAUACCUGAACCCCAGAUCUUAUUCGGAGACACACCAUGCGACCUAUCGGCCGGGAAGAAAAUACAGAUCUGUUGAGGAUUACCGUCACAAAGACAGCUUAGGGCGCGUGUGGAUAGGUCGUGAAACCGACCGUUACUUGAGUGCUACGGAUGGGCGACUAGUAGAACUGGUAGUUCAAGCGUCCGAGGAUAUAUGCCACGGCCCCGCCAACUCGACCUGGGCUCGGAAGAGAAUUGAGGAAUCUACCCCGACGAUACUUCGAGUUGUGUACUCGCUUUUGGGACGACACCUUCAGAGUAAUCAGGACGCAUGGUCAAGGGUUUGCAUGUGCUUGGAGUGGCUUCCGUCCUGUGUGACCAUCGCUGGUCUGUUAUUUCUUCCAACAGAUCUAGGUGGAGAGUUGAGAAACAAUGGCCAUUACGAACAGUUCAAGUAUCACUACUGGGGCUAUUCAACGGCUUCAACCAAUCUUCAUGAGGUCGAUCCAUCGAGCAUUAACACUCUGCCGGGCCCUCGUCAAUUUGCAAACGGGAUAUCAAAGCGGCCUCUACGCCCGAGACGGCUGUGCUUGCUUCAAGACGACGGGGGUAUUGACAUCGUUAAUGUCGAAGAAUGGGAGGCAGUGUGUGGCAGCCUCGAGUAUCUGUUCAUAUGCUAUACCACUGAGCAGUACAGUCAUGAGUCGAACGAAGACAUGGAUGAACUUCAUCGCAUUGCUAAAGCUGCUACCCGGAAGGCAGGGGUUGCGGCUUACUGGAUCGCGUGCAGCUGCAUGCCUGAUGAUGACGACCAAUUUGAAGACGUCUACCGGAUCAGCGAUGUCGUGAGGGGUGCCCAAGCCUUGGUGGUAAUUAUUGGUCCCUCUCCAGGUCUCAGCCGAGAGGAAGGUGAAAUGCUUCGUCAUUUGGGAAGUCGACUGUGGACCUUUCCUGAGGUCCUCCUAAGCCCAUCGGGCCAACCGAUCUCCAUAUACAAGCGUGAUUGCCCCCCAAAUUCCUUCCGGGUUCUGUCGAAGCGGAACUUCGCAAUUGAAGCCUGGGGAGACACAACUGUCUCAAGAGAGCUUAUUGAUCAUUAUGAAGGUUCAAUUAUACUCAGCCCUCUCGAGCUGGUCUCCAUUGCCUUACAAUGCUUUCCGAACCGUGAAACUACGAGGUACUAUAACGGAGACCUUUCGUACGCCCUGAUGGGUUUGUUACGACGUCGUCCAAGUGUUAACCCGAAUGACUCGGCCUUUGAAGCCUUUUGUCGAUUGUCUUGGGCCAACGACAGCGAUCGGGUGCUCGAGAGGCUAAUAUGCAUGCUACCCCGAAACAUCGACCAGCCUUGGUAUGAGAUCAACGACUUCUGGGGCAGUCAUCUUUGGGACAUUGAACCUCUUUGCCAAGUUGUCGGCUUCGGCGGCAAAGACACUGUAAUUAUGAGUGGUGCCUUUGGUGCUCCGAUUCGUUGGACAUCCUUGGAGCCGGUCAACAUGUUGAUGCGUAAGACGGCAAAACGUUCGGUGGCCAGAUUUGUUCUUCGCAGCACUCCUGGUUGGAUUGUUAUAGGCGUGAUGUCGCUAGCAAUUAGCCGGUCCAGAACAGGAACAGACGCCUACCUUGCAUUCACUGUGAUCGGGUGGAUCUUAACAGGCCUGUACAUUUUGGUCAUGUUGGCGUCUCCGUACCUAAUAUCCAUUCUUUAUGUUGGGAAGACAUGGGCGUCACAGCCAUGGCUGUUUGGAUUUGAGGGGUACAUGGAGAUAGGUGAGAUCGAGCAGCUGGUCUUCGGUAUUAAUCUCGGCCGUUUGAAGUGGAGUCCCUAUUCCAGCGACCUCUCGCUGCAUGUAUCCCAGAACGGUGAGUGCGUGGGGAAAGAUCCCACUUGCAGAGAAUCCACCGCACAGUUUGUGUCCGCUGCGCAGAACUCGCGGUAUGGAGAGCUCAAGCUCUUCACCUUAGUUGAUACGAAUACCUUGACCGUCACCUUAUUCCGGGCUCGCCGCCCGCCGGUGGCAAUGCUACUUUGCGGCAGCGAGGGUGGUAUGCAGCGAGCGCUGCUUUGUUCUUAUGAUUGGAAAUCCCAGACCCUCUAUCGCGAGAAUGUCCUGCGGGUGGACACGCUCGUCUUGGACAAAAUGUCACGGGUGGAUAGAUUCCGGCUUGGUCUGAACAGGCCUAUGGCGGAGACGGUAAGGGUCACUUGCCGAACGUGAAGUGAUGUUACAUGCGCAAGUCAAGCCGUAACAUACAUGUUCGAAGCGAAGCACUUUUCGGUCGUAGAAGGGGCAUCAAGAUAUCUAAUGUGAUUCCGUAGUUCAGCUAACAAACACUCUAUGGCAGUCUUGCAGCAUUUCAUCAAGAAGCUCAUUGAUCACUACGCCCGCUACUCCAUGGCCCAUGCUUCGCUCAUGCGGUCUACUUCUUGUACUUCUUUACCUCCCGCUUGAAGAUCACGAAAGGGUAGCAGACAGUAGUAAAAAACGAAGCCAAACACACAUUCAGUGAUGGACGAAUGAUGCCUGAGGACACAGCACAUGGG
Aspergillus vadensis CBS 113365 is the source of this 2970-nucleotide messenger RNA. RefSeq lists its product as uncharacterized. The transcript is spliced from 4 exons. Bases 389 to 2644 code for a protein of 751 amino acids. Lineage: Eukaryota; Fungi; Ascomycota; Eurotiomycetes; Eurotiales; Aspergillaceae. The record is from RefSeq and is a predicted model, not a curated record.